AUGGCCGGCCGAACGGUUGUCGGUCGAACGUCGUCGUCAGUCGUCGCCAGUCGUCACAGAGGUGCAGUACCCAACAUUACGCCAUCACGGGAUCCAGACAAAUGUCAAACAUUGGUGGGGUGCGCAUACAGCAGCUGCCGGCUAAACGGAAAACUUGAGUUGGUAAUGAGGAGUGGGAGACACACGGCUGUUGGCGUCGCCCGACGUUUGUUUAUACCUCGGAAGUCCGUCCUCCACCAUGGAGGAAACACAAAUAGACGCCGCUUGGACGCUUGGUAUGAUGCGUUUCCAAGGAUAGUGGAAAGCGUAUCUAAACGAACGUCUUAG
Messenger RNA from Macrosiphum euphorbiae (potato aphid), 327 nucleotides. Lineage: Eukaryota; Metazoa; Arthropoda; Insecta; Hemiptera; Aphididae. The record is from the annotation of a GenBank genome assembly.